GAGAGAGUGAGGCGGUGGGAGAGAGAGAAGUAGAGAGAGAGAGAGGCGCGAGAGAGAGAGAAGUAGAGAGAGAGAGAGAAGUAGAGAGAGAGUGAGGUGGCGCGAGAGAGAGAGAAGUAGAGAGAGAGUGAGGUGGUGGGAGAGAGAGAAGUAGAGAGAGAGAGAGAGCGAGAGAGAGACUGUUUCUCUGGUCUAGUUCAGGCAGUUCUUUUCUCUUCUCAAGGCUUCCUGGAUAUUACUGGAUGGUACUGUGUACUGCAACGCUAGCCUAGCUCUCUCAUCCUCCUCUCCUCUCAUCUUCCUCUCUGCCCUGUACGUGUGUUGGGAAGGUGCCUGUCUCAGGUGCAGACAUGGCCACCUCUGUGCUUUCCAGGAUUAUUCUAUGUCUAGCUAUAUCUCUGGUUCCGGUAUUGACAGUGACCAGCCAGGAUGUCAACCUAGGGCACGAAGACAGCUGUGCCGAAAACGGCAAAGUCUACAGCAACAACGAGAUUUGGAACCCGGAGCCAUGUAAGAUCUGUGUGUGUGACCUGGGGACAAUUACCUGUGAGGACAUCCGAUGUGAAGACCUAGCCUGUAAGGAAAGCAGCACCCCUGAGGGAGAAUGUUGCCCUGUGUGUUCUGAAGCCGCAGGUACCCAGGGCCAGCAGGCUACUACCUGGGAUAAUCUGCUACCAAAGAUCAAAACAGUAGAGGAGAAGAAGGAUGAGACCUGCAGGGACAACGGGCAGGUGUACGCCCACAACGACAUGUGGACCCCAGAGCCGUGCAGGGUGUGUGUGUGUGACAGUGGAACCACCAUCUGUGAGGAGGUGCAGUGUGAGAUGGUGGGGAACUGUGAGAAGGUGACCAUCCCUGAGGGAGAGUGCUGCCCCGUGUGUGACAGCUUCUCCAGCGCUAACAGGAGGAUAGAAAUGAUGGCGUUCAAGGGUCAGAAAGGCGAACCUGGUGAUAUCCCUUACGUCGUGGGGCCAGUAGGUCAACCCGGACCAAUGGGUCCUCCCGGAGCUCAGGGGAACAGAGGAUACACUGGUUUCAAGGGCAGAAAAGGUUUACAGGGCCCAGCUGGCAUCGACGGGGAACCAGGAGUCCCAGGGAACCCUGGUGAGCCAGGAUCCCCCGGCCAGCCCUCACACCCUGGGGGUCAGCUGGUCUCUCAAAUGGCAGCAGGCUUCGGUGAGAAAUCAGCUGGGAUGAUGGGAAUGAUAUCUGGCAACAGGGGUGAGGCAGGACCAAGAGGGCCUCCUGGACAGUCCGGUCAACCAGGCUCUACAGGGGGGCAGGGGGCCCCAGGAGACGUUGGAGACCCCGGAUCCAUGGGUGGCUAUGGUUACAGAGGACCUGAGGGCCCACCAGGAAAACCAGGACUAGAUGGAGAAUCUGGCCCAACCGGAAUAGAAGGAGAUAAAGGAGCCGCUGGAUCUGCCGGUGCCAGAGGUUUCCCAGGACUGCCAGGUCACCCUGGACUGAAAGGCCUUAAGGGUCAUGCAGGUCUUCUAGGAGCGAGAGGUCAAUCUGGUGCUGCUGGGUCAAAGGGCCCAUCAGGUACUCCAGGUGGAAUGGGGCCACCUGGUCCUGCGGGUCCAGCAGGAAUGCAAGGGGAGAGAGGAAGGAGUGGGCCAACUGGACCAGUGGGGAAACGUGGUGAAUCUGGACAUAUUGGGAAAGCAGGACCACAGGGUCCUAUGGGGAUCACUGGAGCUCUAGGAUUCCCAGGUAGUCCAGGUAUAAAGGGGCAACCAGGGCCCCCAGGAGCACGAGGGACAGGGGGCCAGCAAGGACUAAGAGGGGAGGCCGGACGCGUGGGAUUGGCUGGAGCUACGGGAAUUCAGGGUCCAACAGGAACAGAGGGUGCUGCUGGAACCAAAGGGCCAUCCGGAGCUCCAGGUGUCCAGGGUCCGACUGGACUGCUUGGCCCCGCGGGGCCCCCCGGACCACAGGGAACCACUGGACUGCCCGGGCCUAAGGGCCAACUGGGUGAUUUAGGCAUUCCCGGAUUCAAAGGAGAGGCUGGAUUCAAGGGAGAAUCUGGUGCACCUGGUGAACAUGGAGCGCUGGGUCCCAUGGGAGAGGAGGGGAGGAGGGGAGGACGGGGUGACGCUGGGACUUCAGGAGCCGCUGGACCCAAUGGAGAGAGAGGUGCUCCUGGCAGUAGAGGUUUUCCUGGUCAGGAUGGGUUACCUGGUCAAAAGGGUGCCCAAGGUGAGCGAGGACUGGGUGGGUCAUCUGGUGCCAAAGGUGCCGAUGGUGACCCAGGACGCACUGGAGAGCCAGGUCUUCCAGGGGCACGGGGUCUGUCGGGUCUUCUCGGCUCCCAGGGUCCUGAGGGACACCAAGGACCAAUGGGAGGAGGAGGAGAGGAUGGGGGACCAGGUCCAGCAGGGUCAGAUGGUACCAGAGGUCUAGCUGGAACCAUGGGUGUAGUUGGACCAAAAGGCUUUACUGGAGACCCUGGUAAGGCAGGAGAAGUGGGGACCCCAGGUGUUUCAGGACAGAGGGGGGUUAAUGGGAAAGCUGGAGAGAUGGGCGCUGGUGGCACUGCUGGUCCAGCAGGAGUUGCAGGGAAGAGAGGAGAGCAAGGACCUCCUGGUAUGAAUGGCUUCCAGGGUCUACCUGGGUCUGCUGGUCCACCUGGAGAGUCUGGGAAACCAGGUGCUGAGGGUAUCGCUGGAGAGGGAGGGCCUGCUGGUCUCACAGGGCCAAGGGGUGAGCGGGGCAUCCCAGGAGAGAGAGGUGAUGUGGGAACUAACGGACUACCGGGGCCCAAAGGUAUUCCAGGAGGGCCAGGACCAGAGGGACCAAAGGGGGGGUCUGGAACUAAAGGAACUGUUGGGGACAUAGGAGCUGCAGGCCUGCAGGGGAUGCCAGGGGAGAGGGGUAUCCCUGGUUCUCCUGGUCCUAAAGGAGACGUGGGUUCAGUUGGUGAGAAAGGAACCGAGGGUACUGCUGGAAACGACGGGCCCGGGGGACUUCCUGGUCCAGUUGGACCAACAGGAGGCAUUGGGCUCAAUGGUGAUAAGGGAGAGGCCGGCCCUAAAGGGCCCCCUGGACGUCGAGGAGCGAGAGCGGUGGCCGGAGCUUCUGGGGAGUCUGGUCCAACCGGUGCAGUAGGAUUCCCUGGGUCUCCUGGUCCCGAUGGGCAACCCGGGGUCAAAGGUGAACCAGGAGAGAGGGGUCAGAAGGGUGAGGCUGGAGCACAGGGACUCCAGGGAACAGCUGGUAAACUUGGUUCCCAGGGUCCUGAUGGUGUGACUGGACUAAAGGGGGCCAGAGGAACACAAGGGGCCGCGGGUGGGUCUGGUUUCCCAGGAUUCCCCGGAGGAGUUGGUCCAGCAGGCUCCAUUGGUGAGGUAGGGGUGCCUGGAGACAUUGGUACCCCAGGGAAGGCAGGUACUCCGGGACUUAGAGGCGAGAAUGGAGGCCCUGGGCGUGUAGGAGAGAGAGGGGCCCCGGGCCCAGCAGGUGCCCCAGGAGACAAGGGAGAGCCUGGAGAGGAUGGACCAGGGGGCCCUGAUGGGCCGGCGGGACCACCAGGUAUCUCAGGACAGCGAGGUGUUGUGGGCAUACCUGGAGUCAGAGGAGAGAGCGGGAUGGUUGGGCCCCUCGGUACUGCUGGUGCACCCGGAAAAUCAGGUGCCCCCGGAACUCGGGGAGGCAAGGGUGCUGUCGGUGCAGUCGGGUUACCAGGGACAACCGGACCAAGAGGGGACCUUGGUCUUACGGGGAAUGCUGGGUCUGAUGGGGUACCUGGCAAGGAUGGACUUAUAGGAGCCAGGGGAGAUAGAGGGAAUCCUGGUGCUGAGGGUCUUGCUGGAACUCCGGGGCUUCAUGGCUCUGUUGGUCCAGUCGGCACCUCUGGAGUCCCUGGGAAGAGAGGAGACAAUGGGCCCCCUGGUGUGGUUGGCCCCGCAGGAGGUGAUGGACAAAUCGGGCUGACCGGGCCCAUGGGAUCUCCUGGAUCAAGAGGAACCAGUGGAGACAUCGGACCUCAGGGGCCUCCUGGGGAUGCUGGUCCCCCUGGUCCCCCAGGGACGCCUGGCCCUCCCACUGCUGGGGCUGAUAUGUUCGGCUUCAGCAGCUCCUUUGACUACGACUACGGCGAGGACCAGGAUGGACCACCUCCACCCCCAGAGUUUAACGAGUCCAACUGGGACGACUCUGGCCCCCAUCCCCCUCCAGAGUUCAACGAUGAUGAGGCGCGUCCCAAUAAUGCCUCGACCAUCCUCGGGGCAGACCAGAGCGUCCAGAUCACGCUGAAGAGCCUCAGUGGAAACCUGCAGAACAUGAAGUGUCCCGAUGGCAGCCAGGCCAACCCCGCCAAAACCUGCCAGGACAUCAAGCAGUGCCACCCCCUUAAAAAGACCGGAGACUACUGGCUGGACCCCAACCAGGGCAGUACCAAGGAUGUUAUCAAGGUGUUCUGCAACAUGGAGACUGGUGAGACCUGCAUCUCAGCCCACCCCAUCUCAGCCAGCAUCCCUCGCAAAACAUGGUGGACCAAAUCCACUCCCACUGCCAGCAAACCUGUCUGGUUUGGAGCAAAUAUGAAUGGAGGAACUAAAUUUAGCUACGGCAACAAGGAGGAGCUGCCCAACGCCGUAACCAUUCAGAUUAGGCUGAUCCGCCUGCUUUCUAAGGAGGGUGUCCAGAAUGUCACCUACCACUGCAAGAACAGCGUGGCCGUGAAUGACGGAGCCACAGGCAACCUGAAGAAGGCUCUGAUCCUCAAGGGCUCCAACGGACAGGAGGUCAAGGUUCAGGGCAACUCCCGCCUCAGAUACACUGUCCUGGAGGAUGGCUGCUCCAAAUCGAAUGGAGACUGGGGCAAGACUGUGAUUGAGUACAGAACUCAGAUGCCAGCCAGACUACCUAUCGUAGACUUGGCCCCCAUGGACAUAGGCAAGGAGGAUCAGCAGUUUGGCCUGGACAUCGGCCCUCACCAGACGGGGGUUGACCACCAUCUUGUAGGAGCGGAAGGCAUCUUCAAGAACAAGCUCUCUGUAGACGUAGUCCAGCAGAUCCACCCCUGGUGCCCUUCUCCGUGCGGAGUGGUCUUGCGUAGCAGUACCGGCUGUGGCAGGGAAGAGGUGCGUCUCCAUCAGGAACACGGCUGCGUCGGGGUGCUGCCCCUGCAGGUCCUCCAUGAGGGGCAGAAGAGAGCUCUGGCCGUUGAGGUGGAUGUCCCCUUCCAGCUCCUGGGCCUUCCACCCAGUAGAGGGCUUGAGGAAGUGGUUGAUGGGCCAGCCAAUCACCUCCAGAGUGCCCUCCUCUGCGUAGUACUGGAGGACCUUCUCCAGGUCAGGUCCACAGCUGGUGAGGUAGAGGACAACCCUCCGCACCCCCAGGAGCUUGUAAAACUCCAUGGUCUGGACAAACUGUUGGACGUUGUUGUAGUCUCCAAACAUGCUGGACAUGCACACGGUGAGGUAAAAGGGGAAGUCCUCCUCCCGUCUCUCCCGGUUCUGGAUGCUCAGAAAUGUCUGGUUGAGGGAGUCCUGGAUGUCGAGGGAUGUGCCAAGAGUGACGUGUGUGGCGUUGCAUCCUGGUUCUUCGAGGCAAAGCAUGUCUGCGGCCACAUACGGAUGAAGGGUGGGUCUGGUUUCCCAGGAUUCCCCGGAGGAGUUGGUCCAGCAGGCUCCAUUGGUGAGGUAGGGGUGCCUGGAGACAUUGGUACCCCAGGGAAGGCAGGUACUCCGGGACUUAGAGGCAAGAAUGGAGGCCCUGGGCGUGUAGGAGAGAGAGGGGCCCCGGGCCCAGCAGGUGCCCCAGGAGACAAGGGAGAGCCUGGAGAGGAUGGACCAGGGGGCCCUGAUGGGCCGGCGGGACCACCAGGUAUCUCAGGACAGCGAGGUGUUGUGGGCAUACCUGGAGUCAGAGGAGAGAGCGGGAUGGUUGGGCCCCCCGGUACUGCUGGUGCACCCGGAAAAUCAGGUGCCCCCGGAACUCGGGGAGGCAAGGGUGCUGUCGGUGCAGUCGGGUUACCAGGGACAACCGGACCAAGAGGGGACCUUGGUCUUACGGGGAAUGCUGGGUCUGAUGGGGUACCUGGCAAGGAUGGACUUAUAGGAGCCAGGGGAGAUAGAGGGAAUCCUGGUGCUGAGGGUCUUGCUGGAACUCCGGGGCUUCAUGGCUCUGUUGGUCCAGUCGGCACCUCUGGAGUCCCUGGGAAGAGAGGAGACAAUGGUGCUAGAGGGCCUCCAGGACCCCAGGGACAAUCAGGGAUCCGGGGGAAGCUGGGGCCUCAGGGGCCACAGGGAGACAGGGGAGCCAAAGGAGACCAAGGAGAGAGAGGGCAGAAAGGCCACAGAGGCUUCACUGGAUUGCAAGGCUUACCUGGGACAACUGGACAAUCUGGGGAUGUUGGACCUCGAGGAAUUGUAGGACCUACUGGACACAGAGGGCCCCCUGGUGUGGUUGGCCCCGCAGGAGGUGAUGGACAAAUCGGGCUGACCGGGCCCAUGGGAUCUCCUGGAUCAAGAGGAACCAGUGGAGACAUCGGACCUCAGGGGCCUCCUGGGGAUGCUGGUCCCCCUGGUCCCCCAGGGACGCCUGGCCCUCCCACUGCUGGGGCUGAUAUGUUCGGCUUCAGCAGCUCCUUUGACUACGACUACGGCGAGGACCAGGAUGGACCACCUCCACCCCCAGAGUUUAACGGCGAUGAAUCAGCCCCCCCUCAACCCCCUCCAGAGUCCAACUGGGACGACUCUGGCCCCCAUCCCCCUCCAGAGUUCAACGAUGAUGAGGCGCGUCCCAAUAAUGCCUCGACCAUCCUCGGGGCAGACCAGAGCGUCCAGAUCACGCUGAAGAGCCUCAGUGGAAACCUGCAGAACAUGAAGUGUCCCGAUGGCAGCCAGGCCAACCCCGCCAAAACCUGCCAGGACAUCAAGCAGUGCCACCCCCUUAAAAAGACCGGAGACUACUGGCUGGACCCCAACCAGGGCAGUACCAAGGAUGUUAUCAAGGUGUUCUGCAACAUGGAGACUGGUGAGACCUGCAUCUCAGCCCACCCCAUCUCAGCCAGCAUCCCUCGCAAAACAUGGUGGACCAAAUCCACUCCCACUGCCAGCAAACCUGUCUGGUUUGGAGCAAAUAUGAAUGGAGGAACUAAAUUUAGCUACGGCAACAAGGAGGAGCUGCCCAACGCCGUAACCAUUCAGAUUAGGCUGAUCCGCCUGCUUUCUAAGGAGGGUGUCCAGAAUGUCACCUACCACUGCAAGAACAGCGUGGCCGUGAAUGACGGAGCCACAGGCAACCUGAAGAAGGCUCUGAUCCUCAAGGGCUCCAACGGACAGGAGGUCAAGGUUCAGGGCAACUCCCGCCUCAGAUACACUGUCCUGGAGGAUGGCUGCUCCAAAUCGAAUGGAGACUGGGGCAAGACUGUGAUUGAGUACAGAACUCAGAUGCCAGCCAGACUACCUAUCGUAGACUUGGCCCCCAUGGACAUAGGCAAGGAGGAUCAGCAGUUUGGCCUGGACAUCGGCCCUGUUUGUUUCUCCUAAACCCAACACACAUGGACGGAUUUAUUUAACCUUAUGAGGAGUGUUCAAUCCUGUUCAAAGAGGCAAUCUGGAUUUCAAACAACAAAAAAGCACUCACUUUUAAGUUACAUUCUUAAAGAAUCAAUGGCUAUAUAUCACUCAUUUAAAAGAUUGCCCCUUGAAGAAUUAAGUUUCAGUUCGAUAACUAAUAAUGAACAACAACCCCUGUGAUGUCAUCAAUUAGAAUCGGUAGGAAUGUUGUUGUCCAUUCUCCUCCAAAGGGUUAAACAUUCCCAAGACUCUUGGACUACCUGCUGAAGCAAUCAGCUUUGUACAUAAAGGCAGGGCGGAGAAACUACAGUACAGUAUAUGUACUGCCUGCUACUAAAAUAUUUAUUGCUUCUUUCCAAGAAACAACUAAAGUUGUUAGUGCAAUGGUACUGGUAGUAAUUACUAUUGAGGAAUGGAGGUGAAUUGUAUUAAGAUUGUAUCAUAAUGGAGUUUCAGGGCCUGAAGGUUUCAGCUUGUUGAAAACAUGACAAUUUAUGGAGCUUAAGUGUCAGUGUUGUACGACGUUCCAUCAUACAUUUCUUUACCAGUUUCUCAGUGAACGCCACUAAAUAGAUAUACUGGCACUUGAUGUAGAGACAAAACAACAACAAUUGUAUUCCUUUUUCAAAUGUAAAUGCAACAUAAGAAUGUCAAUUGCUCUUCACAUGUUUAUUAUUCCUGUUUAUUACUGAUAUUAUGAUAUUUUCUUCUGUCGAAUGAUGGUGUUACACCCAAUAAAAUGAAUCUCGUGCCCUUUUCA
This is a messenger RNA of Oncorhynchus masou masou (cherry salmon), 8289 nucleotides long. Its product is annotated as collagen alpha-2(V) chain-like. Gene Ontology annotation, biological process: extracellular matrix organization. Gene Ontology annotation, cellular component: collagen type V trimer. The record is from RefSeq and is a predicted model, not a curated record. Lineage: Eukaryota; Metazoa; Chordata; Actinopteri; Salmoniformes; Salmonidae. Gene Ontology annotation, molecular function: extracellular matrix structural constituent conferring tensile strength; protein binding. The transcript is spliced from 69 exons. The coding region runs from base 351 to 7499 and encodes 2382 amino acids.